UUCCUUGUCCUCUACGGGGAUUACAACCUGGAUUUUCACUUGGUGUGUGUCGACAUGUCGUAGAUUCCUACCAUUUCGGAUUCUUCUGCAUUAAACUCAUGGUCACAAAAAAUCCUACCAAAUCAUUUCAGUACCACCCAAAUAUUCAGAUCCUCAAAAAUCUUCAACAGAGGGAUAAGAAGUCGAUGACGCUGUGACAGAGCCAUUCAAGGAGGGGAAUUUCGGUUUCAAAAACCCUGUUUCUCUCUUCCCAGAAAAGAUAAUGCUGCAGAAACUGUGCUUGAUGACUUCUCAUGGUUGCCCUCCUGGGCUUGCUUUGCAGCAAGAACUUGCCAUGAUGGGCAGCAUCAUGAAGGCUUGUCAAUGUCAACCACUAUUGCCUUCUCCUUUACCAAAGCCAGAGAUUUUGAGAUAUCAGUCUCCUAGUCUUAGGCUAAAUCCAUAUGAGACAAGGAUGAUGCAAGAUGAGUGGUUUAGCUGGAAUCCGUUUGUUAAUCUUGACAUGUCAACUCUGAGGCCUGUGUUUCCUGUUAUCCAAGAAACCUUUCCAAGAACAGUACUUUUCAGCCUUGGCGUCGUUAAACAAUUCAAUGAGCAUGAUCAAUUUUUGCAGUCUAUCACAUCUGACACUGCUGAAGCAGGGCUAGGAGGAGCACAUAUAGAUUUGUUGUCUAACCUGAUGGAUUUGCAAUUGUCAGGCAUUGAUGAACGUCAACAACUAUUUCCAUCUCUUGUCUACCCAAAUAGCAAAUUGUACAUCUCAAAGCCUUUGCUAGAUAUUUUUCAAAGUUCUGCCUUUAGUUCAAAGAUUACCGUUCAUCCAGAUGGUCAAGUCACAUUCAUGGGUACAACAAUUGAGAUGAAAAAUCUACUUUCUUUAGUUGCUGAGUCCUAUUCAUCAGAAUGCACGAUGCAUAUGGGUGAAAAACGGUCUAUGGUUAUUCCAUACUUCACUAGGCUAAAGAUCAAGAAAGUAGAGGCCAGAAGUCUUUCCUCGACAUUGGAUAUUAAUUCUACAUUGGCUGUUCCUUUAAGGAGUCCUCAGAAGGUCAAAGUCAAGCAGUCACAAAAGAAGAACAAUAAAGUAGCCAGGGAGAGGGAUCUCUACAAGAAGAACUACGUACAUGCAUGUGAGAGCCUUCUGUUCUUGAUGGUUGACAAGAGGCAAAAUCGGAAAACAGCAAUUCUCUCACUGAAGAAAUCUGGUCCCGAGCUUCCUGACCUCCUCACGCAAUUUUCUGCCGGCAUUGCCGGUACCGGCCUUGCUGUCCUGCUAACUGUGGUCUGUAAGCUAGCUACCGGAAGGGUUCCCUUUUGCACGUCUAAGCUCUUCAGCACAGGGUUUGGGUUUGGGCUGGUUUGGCUUUCUUGGGCAGUAAACAAGCUAAGGGAUACAAUUGUAAACAUAAGCAAGAAUGCUGGGAAGAUAGGACUGAAAGAUGAAGAAAUGAUUCAAAAGGUGGAUAACAACAUAAGAGAAGUUUACUUCAGAGCCGCAGCAUUGCUUGCAGUGGCAGUGCUAAGGCUUGCUUGAGUGGUACUGUCUCUGAAGAUUUGAUCAUGCACAGUUCGAAAAACUGAAAGUGCCAUAGGCCUAAAGCUGAUCCGCGAUGCAAGAACUGUUAUAUCUUAUUUGUUGGUGAAGUGAUAGCAAAGCAGAGUAAUCUCGGUUUCAUAGCAGUUGAACCUUUACUUGAUCUUCUGAAGCACAAGAUUGUGGACGUUUUGCCUUGAUCAUCACUACGGUAUGGUUAUCGUGUAGUUUCAAUUAUCCAAGCAAGUAACAUAAUAAUUUUCUCAGUGUUUUUGUGGUAAGAUAAAUUGUAAAGUGUAAUAUAAAAUUUUGCAAUGGAAUGAACUGACCGAUUUGGUGAAA
This is a messenger RNA of Lotus japonicus, 1876 nucleotides long. RefSeq lists its product as uncharacterized. The record is from RefSeq and is a predicted model, not a curated record. The transcript has 5 exons. The coding region runs from base 263 to 1534 and encodes 423 amino acids. NCBI's taxonomy places the organism in Eukaryota, Viridiplantae, Streptophyta, Magnoliopsida, Fabales, Fabaceae.